CCCCGCUGCCGCGCCUGCGCGAGUCCUCCCGGGCGUCCUUGCAGGAGCUGCUGCCGUCGGGGCUUCGCGGAGAGCGAGGGAGGGGGCUGCCGUCCGUCCGUCCGUCGGGAAGCGCCGCCAUGCAGAGCUGGAGCCGGGUCUGCUGCGCCCUCGCCCAGAGAGGCCAUUUUAGCCGGAUCCAGCAUGGAUUACAAAGUAUUUCAGCAGGGCCUGUAAGAACUUACGCCGAUCAAGUCGAUGCUGAUGUGACCGUCAUCGGAUCUGGCCCCGGCGGCUAUGUUGCUGCCAUCAAAGCCGCUCAGCUUGGCUUUAAGACCGUCUGCGUGGAGAAAAAUGAAACACUGGGUGGGACCUGUUUGAAUGUUGGCUGCAUACCUUCUAAGGCCUUGUUAAACAAUUCACACCUGUACCAUUUGGCUCACGGGAAAGACUUCGCUAGCAGGGGAAUUGAAAUUACAGGUCUCCGGUUGAAUUUGGAGAAAAUGAUGGAGCAGAAGAGCAGCGCAGUGAAGGCUUUAACAGGAGGAAUCGCUCACCUGUUUAAACAAAAUAAGGUGACACACGUGUCCGGCUUUGGAAAAAUAACUGGCAAAAACCAGGUCACUGCAGCCAAAGACGACGGCAGUACUCAGGUUAUUAAUACGAAGAACAUCCUUAUAGCUACCGGUUCUGAAGUAACGCCUUUUCCAGGAAUUACGAUUGAUGAAGACACAGUCGUAUCGUCCACUGGCGCGCUUUCUUUGAAACAAGUCCCUGAAAAAAUGGUAGUCAUUGGCGCAGGAGUCAUUGGUGUAGAACUGGGUUCCGUUUGGCAGCGUCUGGGCGCCGAUGUGACAGCUGUGGAAUUCCUGGGCCACGUUGGUGGAUUGGGCAUCGACAUGGAGAUAUCCAAGAAUUUCCAGCGCAUUCUUCAGAAGCAAGGACUUAAAUUUAAAUUGAAUACUAAAGUCACCGGUGCCACUAGGAAACCAGAUGGAAAGAUUGACGUUUCAAUCGAAGCCGCAGCCGGUGGCAAAGCCGAAGCGAUCACCUGCGACGUCCUUCUGGUUUGUAUCGGUCGACGCCCCUUCACCGACAACCUUGGUCUGGACAGUGUGGGGGUUGAACUAGAUAACCGGGGCAGAGUCCCAAUCAACAACAGAUUCCAAACCAAAGUCCCCAACAUUUAUGCAAUUGGCGACGUAGUGGCCGGACCAAUGCUUGCUCACAAAGCCGAAGAUGAAGGGAUUUUGUGCGUCGAGGGCAUCGCUGGAGGCGCAGUGCACAUUGACUACAACUGUGUGCCCUCAGUCAUUUACACACACCCCGAGGUGGCCUGGGUUGGCAAAUCAGAAGAGCAGCUGAAAGAAGAGGGAACAGAAUACAAGGUUGGUAAGUUCCCUUUUGCGGCUAACAGCAGAGCCAAGACCAACGCAGACACGGACGGUUUGGUGAAGAUUUUAAGUCACAAAACGACAGACAGGCUGCUGGGAGCGCAUAUCUUGGGCGCUGGUGCUGGUGAAAUGGUUAACGAAGCUGCUCUGGCAAUGGAGUAUGGCGCAUCCUGCGAGGACGUUGCCAGAGUUUGCCACGCCCAUCCAACCGUAUCUGAAGCUUUCAGAGAAGCAAACCUGGCGGCGUCAUUUGGGAAGGCGAUCAACUUCUAACACGAAAGGGCGUCCAUUGCGCGAAAAGCACAUUUUCCUGUGAAACGACUGAAGACUUGGUAGAAAAAAACCCGGGUCUUUGCAAUACUCCUGGGCCUUAAUUAAGUGAACUUUUAUCUGUCCUCCUCCCCCCCCCCCAAAAAAAACCUUAAGAUAUU
Molecule: messenger RNA, 1804 nt
Organism: Crotalus tigris (Tiger rattlesnake)
Lineage: Eukaryota; Metazoa; Chordata; Lepidosauria; Squamata; Viperidae
Gene: DLD
Product: dihydrolipoamide dehydrogenase
Exons: 14
Coding region: 120-1646 (508 amino acids)
Cellular component (GO): mitochondrion; oxoglutarate dehydrogenase complex
Molecular function (GO): flavin adenine dinucleotide binding; dihydrolipoyl dehydrogenase (NADH) activity
Source: RefSeq, a predicted model, not a curated record